This is a messenger RNA of Carcharodon carcharias (great white shark), 4292 nucleotides long. Its product is annotated as tumor necrosis factor receptor type 1-associated DEATH domain protein-like. Gene Ontology annotation, molecular function: transmembrane receptor protein tyrosine kinase adaptor activity. Gene Ontology annotation, cellular component: tumor necrosis factor receptor superfamily complex. The transcript has 5 exons. The record is from RefSeq and is a predicted model, not a curated record. The coding region runs from base 235 to 1170 and encodes 311 amino acids. Gene Ontology annotation, biological process: extrinsic apoptotic signaling pathway; positive regulation of canonical NF-kappaB signal transduction. Lineage: Eukaryota; Metazoa; Chordata; Chondrichthyes; Lamniformes; Lamnidae.
GAGGUCACUUACUGCUCUGGCAUUUUGAAUUCUGGAGCACAACAUUGUAACCUCUCUUUCUGAACUUGCUGCAGACUGGCAGCUCCCAAAGAGCCUUUCAUUCAAAUAGUGCCUGACAAGGCGGAACAGUUGUCACGUUUUCAGAGAGACUGAAGUGCGCAGGAGCGAAGAUAUUGAGACGCUGGGGGCGGAAGUGGCUGAGAAGGCGGUGGCGGAGAGCUCGCGUGGCUGAGAAUGGACUCUGGACCUCCAGCCUGGGUGGGCAGUGUGUUCCUCUUCAUUCGCUCAGACGAGACGAAUCUAUCAGCCCUGUACCAGGAACCCCAGAUACGGCUGAAGAUUUAUAAAGCUCUGAAGCUGACUCUUGCUGAUGCCACCGGCAGUGCAGGAGGUUAUGAAAUCCUGAAAAUUUAUGGAAGUGUCUUUGGACUCCAGCUGAAAUUUACAGAAGAAGUAAAAUGCAGGAAGUUUCUUCACAGUUACAAAAAUGACAAACUCAAGCAGGCUUUAGAGUAUCAUUUUCAAAACCAAUCUAUACCCAACACGGCUUUCACAACAGAGUUGAAGGCUGGGACGGUGACAUUGGAUGAUAUCCUGGAUAAUCCAGACAGCUGCCUAAGGCACAUCAAAGAGAAUGAGCCUAACCACCUCCGCGACGAUGAAGUUAGCAGAUUGGAAGAAGACAUUAGGCAACUGGUCCUAGAAUAUAAUUCAAACUGCCAGAAUUCUGGAACACUGUGCAGCACUAAUUCAGAAAUAUCACCAGCAGCCUCCACCCUAUCACCAUCCUCACCAGCUUUGCCAAGUCUGUCUCCAUCUUCAAUGCAAGCACUUCGCUCGACUGAUCGUUUUGAAUUUCAAGGUGCUUUUUUUGAUGACCAUGUUUUGAGUGCACAGAAUCACUACACCUUUGCCAAAACUGUGGGCAGGCACUGGAAACAGGUCGGCCGCGUGUUACAGAAAACCUGCCGAGGUCUUCAGGAUCCAGCCAUCGACAAUAUAGCCUUUGAGUACGAACGGGAAGGAUUGUAUGAACAGGCUUACCAAAUGCUGCUCAAGUUUAUUCAAUGUGAAGGGAAGAAAGCUACAAUGAGUCGGCUGAUCAGAGCUUUGGAGGAAAAUGCACUGGUUGGAGUUGUUGAGCAGUUGCUGAACACCUCGAAUAAUUAAUUAGGAGAUGAGGGCAACUAAGGAAAGGCAGUGAAAUAUUUUAUGGUAAGGUGUAAAACUGAAAGGAAAUUGUGAGCAGGUGAAAGAGUUUUAUUACUAACUUUAAAGUUAAUCAUUCUGUCUGAGCAAAUCCGUUCUUUAAUCUCAUCGUUUAUGACUGAAGUGUGUCUUGCAUCGGAGGCAGUCCACUUCCUUCUGUAUUCAAAGGCAUUUUUUUUUAAAUUGUUGAAUCUAGUUCUUAUUUUUGCAUCUAUAUAUUUUAAUGUAUAUUAGACAGUAUUCCCUAUGUUGAUUUGCAAACCGACAUGCAUAUUAAUUACAAGUUCAUCAGAUGAAAGUUUCUUCUGUCAGCUAGCUAUGUGGAAUGAGUUUGGACAGUCUCCUUCCAAUCCCUGGCACGUAUAGGCCUGUAACACAAGGUUGUCCCAGAUCUGGCAUUGGGUAGUCUUGUAUCACUCUGACAGGCCAAAGGACAAUAUGGGAGACUCCCCUGGGACUGGGGAUGAGGUGUUUUGUUGGGGAGGGAAACAAGUCUUUUGGAGCUUUUACUCUGCUGUUAGCUGUGCUGGAGCUCGCCUGGGAGUGGCUGAUGCUGAUGCUGGGUGCCUGAAGUGGGAAGAGUUCCGUUCCACAACUUGAGCGCAAAUCCUUUUUUUUACAACAGUAAAAUUCCCUGGAAGUUGGUGUAUUCAGUCAUGGUAGAUCAGUGACCCUGAUCAUAGACAACGAGAAGGAGACCUUUGAACUCGCUAUGCUGUGGGCCCAGAUGUGGAGAACUGCCCAAAAGCAAAGAACUUCCAACUAAUGAACCUUGAAGAAUUUUUGGCCUUGUCUUUCAAUACUCAGUGAUGUAUGGCCAACCUAUAAUUGGUGGGAGUGAUUCCAGUGGCAGUUACUUCUGGUUUAUUGUGCUAUUAUAGGAGAGCCCCAGAGGCGAUGGUUCUUUUAAUGAGCAAUAGAAUGUUUGCCAGAGGAUUGAUUGAGGCUGUACACAGGAAAUUAACUCCUAAAGAAUAUAAUUCUGAUGUGCUUCUAUUCAUCAAUGCAUGUAAUAACCUCCAGUCCAGAGGGCACCAAGGCGAUAAGCUCUUAUGUUGCAUGAUAACUGAAACCCAGGAGGUACACAAAACCAGCCUGCUCUGAUGGUGGGUUUUUUUGACCCUUCUAUCUCAGGAAUUGACUUUUCUCUGCCUCAGUAUCAAGGUUGAAACUUGAGUUCAGCUGGAGCUCAGUGGCAGCACUCUUGUCAGAGAGUCAGAGGAUUGUUGGUUCAAACCUGAUACCAGAGUGACACACACAAUGCAGGCUGACGCUUCAAUGUAGUACCAAGAGUUCUGCACUGUCAGGGGUGUCUUCUUUCAGAUGAGGUGUUGUCCAAGACCCUAUCUUCCCUCUAAGGGUGGAUGUAAGAGAUCCCAAGGCACUAUUUGAUGAAGAGCAAGGGAAUUCUUCUGGUGUCCUGGCCAAUAUUUAUCCCUCAACCAAGGUCACUAAAACAGAUUAUCUGGUUAUCGCCACAUAGAUGUUUGUGAAACCUUGCUGUACUCAACUUGGCUGUUGUGUUUCCUACCUUACAGCAGUGACUAUACUUCAAAAAAAAAGUACUUCAUUGACUGUAAACCAUUUUGGGAUGAUCUGAGGUUGAGAAAGGUGCUAUCUAAAUGCAAAUGAUGUCUUCCUUUGGGUAUGACCUGUUGCAUCAGUUGACUGCUUGUGUCUUUGAGAUAUAUUAAAAGAGACAGCCAUUAUUGCACUCCAGUUUAUCUUUUUGCUUUGAGAUGAAAGCUAUUUGUUUUAUGACCUCUUUAAUGACAUCCUCUAUCUGCAUCAAAUGCUCAUUACACAUUGGUGAAAAGUAAAGCUGUCUCUGCCUCAACACUGCCUUGACCUCAAUUAAAUGAGCACCCUCUACAACAACAACGUGACACUUUGCAGCUCCGGGCAUUCCAUGGGAUCUCGGUGAGUUUAUCAAUUUAAUGCUGUUUGGUAGUUUUAAACCAGGAUCUAGAGUGUUACUGUCCAAACUUAUUUAACAUUGGACCUGAAGAGACAAAAUAGAUCAUCACUCUGGCCUGAGUCUAAAUCCAGAUCCUGAAGGGGAAAGACCAGUGCUGCUUUUCUUAUACCAAGCAAUAGCAUAGUGGUAUUGUCGCUGGGCUAGUAAUCCAGAGACCCAGGGUAAUGCUCUGAGGAACCAGGUUUGAAUCCCGCCACAGCAGAUGGUGGAAUUUGAAUUCAAUAGAAAUCUGAUGACCAUGAAACCAUUGUUGUAAAAACCCAUCUGGUUCACUAAUGUCAUCCUUACCUCGCCUGGGCUAUAUGUGACUCUAGCAGUGACUCUUAAAUGCCCUCUGAAAUGGCCUAGCAAGCCACUCAGUUGUAUCAAACCGCUACAAAAAAAAAAUGAAACUGAACAGAUUACCUGGCAUCGACCUAGGCACCGGAACCUUCACUGUUGCUGGGUUAAAAUCUUGGACCUCCCUUCCUAACAGCAUUGUGGAUGUACCUACACCCCAUGGACUGUAGUGGUUCAAGAAGGCAGCUCACCACCAGCUCCUCAAGGGCAACUAGGGAUGGACAAUAAAACCCAGUUCUCCCAUUGCUUUAAACAAUGUGUCUGAGAGUUUGGAAGACUUGGUUUGAAAUCUAACCUCUGUUUAACUUUAUCAUUUGUGCUAACUGAAUGAGCUUCCCCCUAUAUGGACUGUAUGUGUUUUAUAAUCAUCUGCUUCUAUUCAAACUGCACUGAUUUAUAAUUGUCUGUUCUCUCCUUGUAUUGUUAGUAUUCAGAACACAUGUUGAGACGCCAUCUUAAAGCCAAAUUAAGAAUAGUUUUGACAUACGUGUUGUCAAUCAGUUUCACUGAUGGCAAAAUGACAAAUGAAAAGUAGGAGAUUCAUCAAGAUAUUUUCUCAACUGGAGAAACUCAUGCAAUGUUCAGGAAAUGCUUCAAACACACAAACCUAUUUGUAUGGCUGUGUAUCCACCUACAUUUUUGCUUCUUCCUGUUCUACUUAAAGGCUGAAAGUGGAAAGCAAUGUAUAAGGUGCUGCAUAUCUUAGUUUUAGUUUUUAUAUAAGCAUUCAUUUAUACACAAAUAAAUUCUGAUCUGUUAAAUUCAA